AAAAAAAAUAAUAAUAAUAAUAAAGAGAGAGAAAGAGAGGGUUUUCUCGGGGCUAAAAACACAGAAACGAGCUUACAUAUCUUCGUCUUCUUUACCUCCGUUGCAGCGUACAAGAGACAGAGCAGGAGUUUGUGUAUCCAACGAACGACAUCGUUUAUUCUCAGAUCUGAGGGAGACAAAGAGAGAGAGAGAGAGAGAGAGAAUGAGCGGCAAAGGAGGAGGAGCAGCAGCCAGCUAUAACAGCAACAAUACUGGAAAGGGUAGUAGUGGAAUAUCGGGUAUUCCGGCGGGGUCGAGGAAGAUGGUUCAGAGCUUGAAGGAGAUUGUGAACUGUCCAGAGUCCGAGAUCUACGCUAUGCUUAAAGAGUGUAAUAUGGACCCUAACGAGGCCGUUAAUCGCCUCCUCUCUCAAGAUCCUUUCCGUGAGGUCAAGAGCAAACGAGAAAAGAAAAAAGAGAAUAAGGAGACAACUGAUCCCAGGUACCGUGGUGCUAAUAACACAACACAUCGUGGUGGCAGAGCUGGUGCAGACCGUUAUGGACGUGGUGGUUCAACCCAGUUCAGCUCUAAUGAGACUGGUGUUUCACAUGCUAAACCUGCAUACAAGAAGGAAAAUGGAACACAUGCUUAUGUUGGUUCUUCGUUUUCUGCAUCUGGUAUGGCAGGAAAUAACAUUAAUCGGAGACCACAAGCAUUGCACAGUGAUUCUUUGGCCUCAGAAAAUAAAAUGUCAACUCUAGGUUUGGGUGAUGGAGUUUCUUCAUCGUUACAACCUCCUUCUGGAUUUCAAUCUCCCUGGUUGGGGGUUCCAGGUCAAGUAUCAAUGGCCGACAUUGUGAAGAUGGGGCGGCCGCAUAACAAGGCAUCUGCUAUGCCACUUCACCACGGUGUUAAUCAUCACCAUCCUGCAGCACCUUCUUUAGCUGCAUCAAAUCAUGAUUUGCAUUUGUCAGAAAAUCAUGUUGCCAAGAUGUCAGAAAUAGAUGCAGAGCCUGAAGUUAGUGCAAGCCAACAUGUUCAUUCCAAUGAUGAAUGGCCAUCUAUUGAGCAGCCAACAGCUUCUAGUAUACCCUCUGUUUUAGAGGCACCUGCAGAUUUUGAACUGUAUACUGAUCCAUCUAACUUGCCCUUGGAUAGAGUUAAUCAACAUAUGAAUUCUCAGUUGGAUGAUGUUCAGCCAGCAGAAGAUGGUCAUGUUGAAACUCUCACUGGAAACCAUGUUGGGCCUGCUUCUGUAUCCAGUAGAAAUAUACAGGAAGAUAGUCCUGUAGCUUCAUCUAUUUUUGAUAAUAAUUUGUAUGGGAGUUCCUACCAGCCUCCCAGACAUGCUUUUGAGCAUGAAGCUGAAGAUGGUGCUUCAUCUGUGGCUGCAAACUUUCAGCAACUAAAUUUGCAGAGUGAUGAUCAAGGGGCACCGCCUGAGGAGGGUAAUCCUUCUGUAAUAAUUCCAAAUCACCUGCAAGUUCAUGCUCAAGACUGUUCACACUUGAGCUUUGGUAGCUUUGGAUCUGGCAUUAGUUCAGCCUUUUCUGGGCCAUUUGCAUCAAGGCCUUUAAAAAAUAACCUGGAAGAGACAUCUGAAGUGGUGGACACCUCAUCAGCAACACACCCAGAUACUAGAAAUCCUGAGUAUUAUGGGGAUGAGCAUCUCAGAAAUACUGCAGAUGAAAAUUUAAUACAUGGACCUGGUAUGAGUCCCGGCAAUUAUGAUUCUCCUUCAGUUCCACAACCGGAGGUGCUGGAGGAAACCCCUGAAGCAGCUCAGGUGAAUCAAUAUGCAUUUCCUUCAUCUGCACCUGGAUAUACUUAUGACAAUGCCCAACAGUUGAAUGCUGCAUUUAAUAACCCACAGACGAGCUCUCAGAUGCCAAAUGUUGCUCCUUUCUCAAGUGUAAUGCAGGGAUAUACAAAUUCAUUGCCAAGCACUUUGUUGGCUUCAACUGUUCAACCUGGGAGGGAGCCGGACCUUCCAUAUUCACCUUUCCCUGUGACGCAAUCAAUGCCCACCAAAUACGGCAAUACAGCUUCUCCCAUUAGUGGUCCCAGCAUGUCCAUGCCAGAGCAGGCUCUGAGAUCCGGUAGUAUUUCUACACCUCAGCCAACUCUGCAGACACUUCCUGGUGCUAGUGUUGCUAUGGGACCUACUCUUCCCCAACAUCUUACUGUGCAUCCUUAUUCACAACCUACCCUUCCAUUGGGCCCUUUUGCCAACAUGAUUGGCUAUCCAUUUUUGCCACAGAGCUAUGCAUACAUGCCAUCAGCUUUCCAGCAGAGCUUUGCUGGUAAUAGCACAUAUCAUCAGUCUCUGGCAGCAGUGCUCCCACAAUACAAGAAUAGUGUUUCUGUAAGCAGCUUGCCUCAAUCUGCUGCUGUUGCUUCAGCGUAUGGGUUUGGGAGUUCAACAAGCAUUCCUGCAGGAAACUUUCCUCUGAAUCCCCCCACUGCUCCUGGAGGCACAACCAUAGGCUAUGAUGAUGUUUUAAGUUCUCAGUACAAGGAUGGCAACCAUUUGAUCUCUUCUCAACAGAAUGAGAAUUCAGCCAUGUGGGUUCAUGGGCCUGGUUCACGAACGAUGUCUGCUGUUCCUGCUAGCACAUAUUACAGCUUCCAGGGACAGAAUCAGCAGCCUGGUGGAUUUCGGCAAGGUCAACAGCUGUCACAGCAUUUUGGGACUCUUGGUUACCCAAAUUAUUAUCAUUCCCAAACAGGGAUCUCACUUGAACACCAGCAGCAAAACUCUAGGGAUGCUUCCCUUGGAGGUUCUCAGGGCCAACCAUCAAAGCAGACUCAACAGUUAUGGCAAAACAGCUACUAAAAUCACCUUACCUCCUGGUUUUUCAGGGUAUUGUAGUGAGUUUGAAAAUGAGGCCAAUCAUAGGCAUUCCUGUGGUUGAAUAAUUUAUGCAUGAUUAUUGGCGGGUCUAAAGAGACCCCGGACUGGCUACUGCCCUCCCUGUGCCAUGAGGUUGUAUUUUAGAUAUUUAUCAUCCGUUUAACUUAGGAACAAGUGUGCUAAUUUGGGUUAGUGGACUACGUUUCACUUUGAUCUCUUUGUCCUCGAUCUCAUUAUAGUGAAAUUUGCCUUUCACUUUUACUGUUGAUCUACUAACUGUGUGUUUAUACGAGUAAAUGGGAAGUAUUGGACUCUCUC
This is a messenger RNA of Hevea brasiliensis (rubber tree), 3151 nucleotides long. RefSeq lists its product as uncharacterized. Bases 203 to 2815 code for a protein of 870 amino acids. The transcript is spliced from 10 exons. Gene Ontology annotation, molecular function: protein binding. NCBI's taxonomy places the organism in Eukaryota, Viridiplantae, Streptophyta, Magnoliopsida, Malpighiales, Euphorbiaceae. The record is from RefSeq and is a predicted model, not a curated record.